Molecule: messenger RNA, 1329 nt
Organism: Ylistrum balloti
Lineage: Eukaryota; Metazoa; Mollusca; Bivalvia; Pectinida; Pectinidae
Product: rho GTPase-activating protein gacV-like
Exons: 11
Coding region: 1-1329 (442 amino acids)
Source: RefSeq, a predicted model, not a curated record
AUGUCAGAGGAAUUGACUGCUGAACAAAUAAAGAAUUAUGUCAAACUGGACAACCAGAUCCAUGAACUGGAACUCAAGAACUUACGUAAUGCGUACGAACAACUGGAUGGGCGUUUACAAUCUCUCAAGAAAGAGGAAACAGAUCUCAAAGAAAAGCUAAAGAAAAAGUCAGAAAAAACGGAAAAGGAGAAGAAAGAUGUGGAUAACCUCACCCAGACAAUGGAGCAGAUGGUGCUAUCUAAAGGGGAGUCUAACUUCACCAAGGAACUAAAAAAAGAAGAGGCAGAAUACAUGGAGGCAUUAGCAGAACAGGAUCAAGUUCAAAAAGAUCUCGACAAAAAUGCAAAAGAUAUCAAAGAAGCUGAGAGUAAAAUGCCUGCAGCAAAAGCUGAAGUAGACAAGUUAAACAAGUUAUGUCAGGAGCAAGAUCAAGCUCUAAAUGACAUCUUCAAAGGAAGUUAUGGCAGUGACUUAGAGAACAAACUUGAGGCAGAUCUAGACAUGCUACAAGAAAAAAAAAAAAGAAUAGAUGACGCUAAAUACAAAUGGACAAAUGGACAUGUUCUGCUACAGCAUGCGGUACAUCAACUUUCAACGGCUGUACAAUGUUGGGGAGAUAUGAUGAAGAGUUCUCUACCCUUAGAGCGGAAAUUCCAAGAAGCUACAAAAACACGUAACAACCUGAUCGCAGCCACACAGAACAUGAGAAGCACACACAAUUACCUUGGAAAUAUCACAUUUCCAUACUGUAAAUUAGCAGAGAUUCAAACACUGGAACAAGCAGCCAACAAUAUCUACAAUGAUAUGUGGACAGAUGACAGGAACGAUCAUGCCAAUCAGUGUUAUGUAGCUAACCAAAAAAGAUGUGCUGCUCUGUUACAGUGGUUUGACGCUGUUAUCAAUGCCAAAAUUGAGGUGGAUUUGGCUGAUGUUGUCCAGAAAUAUGCAGAAGCAGAGAAACAUCUGAGGGCGGAGAGGAUGAGACUAAUCAAGGAGCUGGCAGAUAAACAACAUAUCGCAUUUGAUGUUGAUACAUCAGCCUUUGAGAUGAGAGAAGUUAACAAGAAGGAUGAGACCCAGGGGAUGGAAUCGCCUGUAGGGGAUCAAAAACAGGGGAAAGGAAAGAUACCACAGCAAUCCAAUAUUGCAGCCAUACCAUCACAGGAAGAAAUCUUUGGUAAUAUGAAUGAUCUGAAAGAUGAACAUCAAAAGAGAAUUGAAGAUCACAACAAAAUUGUAGAUAUGAACAAAGCUCGAGUAAACCAGGGACUAGAGGAGAAAUUGGCAGCACGAAGGCUACGAAGAAUGGAACUGCAAAAAUCAUCCUAA